This is a messenger RNA of Orbilia oligospora ATCC 24927, 1836 nucleotides long. RefSeq lists its product as uncharacterized. Gene Ontology annotation, cellular component: mitochondrion. NCBI's taxonomy places the organism in Eukaryota, Fungi, Ascomycota, Orbiliomycetes, Orbiliales, Orbiliaceae. The record is from RefSeq and is a predicted model, not a curated record. Gene Ontology annotation, biological process: branched-chain amino acid biosynthetic process. The transcript has 14 exons. The coding region runs from base 1 to 1836 and encodes 611 amino acids. Gene Ontology annotation, molecular function: dihydroxy-acid dehydratase activity.
AUGGCGGGGACAAGCCAAUUUAUCCAGUUCAAAGAAAUCCCAUACGGGACAAAACGAGAGGACGGUUCCUUGAUCCUCAAUCGCUGGUCUGCUACCGUCACCAACGAUCAUGAGUUCGCAGCUGCUCAGGCCCAACUGUAUGCUGCAGGCAUCAAAAACGAGCAUGACAUGAAGCUCAAGCCACAUAUCGGAAUUUCACCUGUUUGGUGGGAAGGCAAUCCGUGUAACACUCACUUGCUCGAUCUUGGACGUGCUGCCAAGGCUGCUGUCGACAAGCAGGGUUUUAUCGGAUGGCUUUACAGUCCCAAUGGAAUAUCGGACGCUAUCACGAUGGGUCACGAAGGGAUGAGAUAUUCUCUUCCUAGUCGCGACCUUAUCGCUGAUAGUAUCGAAUCAGCCACAUGUGGCCAGCUCCAUGAUGGCAAUAUCUCGAUUCCCGGUUGUGACAAGAAUAUGCCAGGCUGCAUCAUGGCAAUGGCUCGUCAUAACCGUCCCUCCGUCUUGAUUUAUGGGGGCACAAUCCUUCCGGGAAAGAAGACUAAAAGGUUUCCACAAGGCAGUAAUGUAUCAUCAUGCUUUGAAGUCCUUGGUGCAUUCCACUAUGGCAAUGCAUCGAAGGAAGAGUUGGAUGACGUCACGAGACAUGCAUGCCCCGGUCCUGGCGGCUGCCCCGGUAUGUUCACGGCGAACACCAUGUCCACCGCUAUGGAGGUCAUGGGCCUCACCCUCCCGGGCAGCAGCAGUAUCCCGGCCAUGACUCUCAUCACCAGGCCUGCCACUACCGCAGGAGGCAGCCCAACUCAAGAAGCCGUCAUCGAACCAGCGAAGAUGCGUGAAUGCGAGAAGGCAGCCGCAGCGCUCAGGGUUUGUAUGGAAAAGAAUAUUCGCCCGAGAGACCUUAUCACCAAGCGAAGUUUUGAAAACGCUCUCGUUAUGACCAUGAUUCUCGGCGGAAGUACCAAUGCCGCCCUUCACUUCCUUGCGAUGGCACAUACUGCAGAUAUUCCAGACUUUUCGCUCAAGGACUUCCAGCGCGUUAGUGACAAGACCCCAUAUAUUGCCAAUCUUAAGCCUAGUGGAAAGUACUACAUGUCAGACCUCUACGAGAUUGGUGGUACCCCUGCGGUAACAAAGCUCCUCAUCCACGCCGGUCUCAUGGAUGGUGAAAUUAUUACGGUUACUGGCAAAACUCUCAAGGAAAACGUCGCAAGCGCCCCUGUUAUUGAUUUCACAAAUCAAGACGUUCUCCGCCCUCUCGACAAUCCACUAAAGACCACUGGCCAUUUACGAGUCCUCUUCGGAAACCUUGCCCCAGGUGGUGCUGUUGCCAAGAUUACAGGUAAGGAGGGAACUAAGUUCGAAGGCAAGGCUAGGGUUUUCGACUCGGAGGAGUUGGCGACUGCCGCUUUGAAUUCGGGUCAGUUGAAUCCAAAUGAGUCAACGGUUUUAGUUGUCAGGUAUGAAGGACCAAAGGGUGGUCCGGGAAUGCCGGAACAAUUGAAAUCGUCUGGUGCUUUGAUCGGCGCCGGUCUCAAGCAGGUCGCUUUGAUUACCGAUGGUCGUUACUCUGGCGCUUCACACGGGUUUAUCGUCGGACAUAUUGUCCCGGAGGCCCAAACUGGUGGCCCAAUCGCUAUCGUUCAAGAUGGCGACAUAAUCACCAUCGACGCUGUCAACAAUACCAUCAACAUGAAUGUUUCCGACGAAGAAAUCAAAUCCCGUCUCUCGAAAUGGAAGGCUCCAAGACUCAAGGUCAAUCGUGGCCACUUGGCUAAAUACGCUCGACUCGUCUCGGAUGCAAGUCGCGGUGCCGUUCUUGAUGCGUUUGACGAUUAA